UCGAUAGCGCGCCGAACCUCGGGCUAGAAGGUCGAGGGUUCGAGACUUGCUCCCUGCUGUUUCAUUAAAUUCAUUACAAUAAUAAUACAUGUUCAACCGUUUUAACAACUGUCCACUGAUUGGUGGAAACGUUGCAAAUAUCCCGCGAGUUUUAAAUUGAUUGACAGCUCUAGAGCACUCGUCGACGUUCGUCUUCGUGGUCCACUCAAUUAAAAGUCCAUCGUGAAAACAGAUGCUCGACGGCGGUGAAAAAAGUCAAGACCUCAACUAUCAUUAGCUGUCAAGACUUCACCCUAGCAAGGCUAAUCCUAACCAAGAGCUGAAAGGCAGGGGAAAAGAUGUCAGUGGUUCAGAUGGUGAAGAUCGUGGGUCUGGGGGCUGUGGCCCUCACUCUCAGUGUGGAGUGGUUGGGCUGGCUCUUCUGUCGCCUCUGGCCCCGGAAAAUAUCCAGAGGGCCCCUGAAAGAAGUAUUCUUUUUCCCUACAGAGGUCGCCUGCACUGAGCAUCUCUUCACUCCUAACUCACCAUUCCCCUGCCCCUGUCCUUUACCCCACAACAUCAACACCUCCUUCACCCGUCUCCUGGGCCACAUCCUGUCUGCCUCCUCCUCCUUGGACCUGUGUGUCUUCGCAUUUACCAACCUGGACCUGAGCCGGGCCGUGCUGGCACUCCACACCAGGGGCAUCCCCAUCCGUAUCCUCACUGACAUGGACUACACCCUCAUCACCGGCUCCCAGAUAGGGGCCAUCCGCAGAGCAGGCAUCUGUGUGAGGUGUGACUCCGGCGCCGUCCACAUGCACCACAAGUUCGCCGUGGUGGACGGCCGGCGCCUAAUCACCGGCUCCCUGAACUGGACGCUGACAGCCAUCCAGAGCAACAAGGAGAACAUCCUGGUCACGGAGGAACCAGAUCUAGUCCUGCCCUUCAUCACUGAGUUCCAGAGGCUCUGGGAUGUCAAUGACCCGGCUAGGAGACACCUGCCGUCCAUCGCUGAGAAACCUGCUAGUUUAGUACUAUAGAGAGACAGAGAAACAUGGCUGAAAUGUUUGUAUGGUGCAGUAGCUGGUGGUUACUUUUGGUACGGUGAUUAUGUAGAAUGUUUUUUUAUAUUUUCCAUUUGUGAGAAACCUGCUAGUUUAGUACUAUAGAGAGACAGAGAAACAUGGCUGAAAUGUUUGUAUGGUGCAGUAGCUGGUGGUUACUUUUGGUACGGUGAUUAUGUAGAAUGUUUUUUUAUAUUUUCCAUUUGUGAGAAACCUGCUAGUUUAGUAUUAUGGAUAGAAAGGUGUAUGGUCCUUAUCUGGGACAAACCUGUCCAAAUAAAAACAGUAUUUAUAUAAGUGUAGUGUGGUACAUUAGGAUUGGGCAGUACUGGUCAAGUACAUGAUGUAUAAUUUGGGUAGUUUUAUAUUUUUUUCAAUCUCAGAUAAACCUGCUCAUCCACAUCUUAUCAGAGAAACCAGCUUUCUUCGUAAUGUAGAUAGACUGAGAGAAACAUGGCUUUCAUCUGUAGUAAUCACUGCUUUAGACUGGUGUGGGGAUGAUGUAGAAUGGGUAGUUUGAUAUUUUGUACUUGGAAGUUUAUAGUUUUACAUUGUUUACAUUGAGGUAUUUUGUUAUUGUACACAAUGUUGUAUAUAUUUUAAUACAAAGUCAUUAGAAUUGUUUUUUUGUUUUGUUUAAUGUUAUAUUGGAUAACUAAAAGAUACAAAACAAAUUCCUAUGUUAAAUGCUAUAUUUAAAGUAAGAUUUGAUUACAGUAUUUAGAUAAAGAUAGAAAUAGUGAGAAUACUUAAUGUUAACUCAGUCCAUCCUAUGGCUUAUCAUUAAGAACCAGACCAGUAUGCCUAGUCAGAACAAUUGCACUGAGAGAUAAGUGGUGCAUUGCAGUCACGCAGAAGAUAUUUGUAAUGCUUCUCAGAGCACACAGCUCAAAUUAAAAAUCCACUCUACUG
Messenger RNA from Oncorhynchus mykiss (rainbow trout), 1955 nucleotides. Lineage: Eukaryota; Metazoa; Chordata; Actinopteri; Salmoniformes; Salmonidae. The record is from RefSeq and is a predicted model, not a curated record.